AUGGGUCGUGGCUUUAAUUCUCGACUCUUGUAUCGAGUCGUUUUCUUUUCCUUCUGUCUGAUUUUCGCCUGUUUUUAUCAUGGUGGUGGUUCAGAGUAUGACAUGCGAGAUGAUAAAACAGAACCAAACAAAUUAAAAGAUGAAUUCGAAGGUAAACCCUUCAAUGUUGACGUUUCUCUCGAACAAGACGAACGCGUCUCUAACUUGGCAGAAAAUGAUAAACAAAUUGAUGGCCGCAAGGCGCGGAAGAAAACUGAUCUUUCAAAGAUGGUUAGAAAAGGUAAAAUUUGAAAAUGUGAGAAUGUUAGCACUUAUGAAGUAAUUAUUAACCCUAAUUUACUUUUAGGAACUGCGAUAAAACCCCCCCAAAGUAAAAGAAUACAAAAGAGCCCAGUACUGCCUUUUUCAACUCCAUCGCCGUCUGAGGUAAACGUUCCACGCGAAGAAUCGACUACCAUCUCCCACUCAAGUAAGACAGAAUGGCAAAAAGAUGGCAACAAAAAUAUAUCUUCAAUGGAAAAUCAAAUAUUUCACCAGAAUUACUUCAGAGAAACAGCCAAAAGAGAAACGUUCGCUUCAAACACAACUCGACAUCUCCGGAAUAGACGUGAAAUUGAUGCGAUCUUGGAAAGUCCGACCGAAUGCGCCAAUUUUACCUUUACUAUAAAGUAUGAAGAUAAUUACAGAGUAUGGAAUAACUUUUCAAUGAUGCACCGAAGCAGAAUGUACCGUUAUAACGAGUACAGAGUAACGGACGAUGGUCUACAAGUUUGUAAUUCUUCUGACACCCUUAUUAAACAAAGAUGGCGGGAUUUGAUUGCUCGGGAAAAGGAAGUGUUGGCUUUCAAAUAUUGUAAUGUAUCCGUGGACGCGUUUUACUACUCCAAGUACACAUUAUACAGAAAUUUUACUGUUUUCUUCAAACCUACUGAGCAGAGUUUCACAAGGCAAGAUUACGGAGUGACUUUUGGAUAUUUUGCAAUUUGUUCGGCAAAGCUUAGUCUGUUCUGCAAUGAUUAUUUGGUUAAAGUGAAAUACGGCGAUCAGUACAACGUUUUGCAAAACUUUUCGCUGUUUUAUAACAACAAUACGUACGAUUAUCGCGAAUAUCAAUUCGGAAGCGAAGCUCUUGAAAUAUGUGAUUCCAAUGAUUCAAGAACUCGGACCAUUUGGAGAACUCGAAAUUCAUGGGAAAAAAUUAAUCGGUAUAAAUGCCACGGAUCUGUUAAAAAAAUAUAUGCAAGGUACUACAGUGUGACUAAGCAGUUCACUGUUUAUCUCGCACCUAGCACUCAAUAUUUCAUAAGAAAUGACUAUGGGGUGCAAGACGGAAGACUUACUUUAUGCGAAGAAAAGUUGCGACCAACAUCAACAGUGUAUACCAAGGAAGAUCUGUUAAUGUGCAACGAUUCAAUAACCAAUAUAAAUACGAUCAUGAAUACAAAGUUCGGACUCACUUUUCAAUACUCUAUAAGGACAAGGUGCACGAUUAUACUGAGUAUCGAGUUCUGA
Paramuricea clavata is the source of this 1512-nucleotide messenger RNA. Lineage: Eukaryota; Metazoa; Cnidaria; Anthozoa; Malacalcyonacea; Plexauridae. The record is from the annotation of a GenBank genome assembly.